Messenger RNA from Macrobrachium nipponense, 708 nucleotides. Its product is annotated as cuticle protein AMP1A-like. The record is from RefSeq and is a predicted model, not a curated record. NCBI's taxonomy places the organism in Eukaryota, Metazoa, Arthropoda, Malacostraca, Decapoda, Palaemonidae. The transcript has 3 exons. Bases 85 to 600 code for a protein of 171 amino acids. Gene Ontology annotation, cellular component: chitin-based extracellular matrix. Gene Ontology annotation, molecular function: structural constituent of chitin-based larval cuticle.
GGGCUGUUGCACACGAGGGGACUUGCUAUUUAAUUGGAGGCAUCUUACACUGUACCGUCAGAAGUCCUGUAUCCACCGACUAACAUGAAGUUCCUCAUCUGCGCUGUGCUUGUUGCUGUGGCUUUUGCUGCGCCACAGUACAACUACCAAGCGCCUGCUGCUACUUCCUCCUCGGAGGAAGACUCGAAUGAACGGGUGGUGGUCCACCAACAGCGGGACGACUCCGGAGAACGUGUGGCCAUCUUGAGGGACGAAAGAGUCAUGGAGGAAGACGGACGCUUCAACGUCGAGUUCGAAGCUGCAAAUGGCAUCCACUUCGCCAAAGCUGGCUCUCCUGAGACCGAAAAUGGUGCCAUCAUCCAGGCCGGACAGUACUCGUACACCGCUCCUGACGGUACAGAAGUUCUCGUGAAGUUUGUUGCCAAUGAAAAUGGAUACCAACCAGAGUCUGACCUCCUGCCAGUGGCUCCCGAGUUCCCCCACCCAAUUCCCCAGUUCGUCCUCGACCAGAUCGCCUUCGCAGAGGAACAACGCGCCCGUGGUAUCCGUUUCGAUGAUUCUGCGGAAGAGCCAUCCGCGUCCUACAGAGCCCCUCAGUAGUCGUUCAUCCGGCCAGAUAGAGAGAACUCCACCUGCAGCAUGAUAUUAUCCGAACUGUUUACAUCUUUCAUCUAUUUAUAUUUAUUAUAUUCAAGCAUAUGAAUUUGA